Molecule: messenger RNA, 2002 nt
Organism: Ruditapes philippinarum (Manila clam)
Lineage: Eukaryota; Metazoa; Mollusca; Bivalvia; Venerida; Veneridae
Product: kelch-like protein 31
Exons: 6
Coding region: 51-1904 (617 amino acids)
Molecular function (GO): protein binding
Source: RefSeq, a predicted model, not a curated record
AGAAUAGAGGAGACAUUAUGAAAAUGGAUGUGACAUAAAAGCAAUAAAUAAUGAGUCGGAAACAGAAAGAGCUACUCCCAAAGUAUGAAUAUACGAAAGUUGAAGGAUAUAGAGUAGACUUUCUACGAAGGAAAUGUUUGCAAAAAUCAUUCAAGGGAAACGAAAAGGGAUCGAAGAAGCUUUUGAAAAUGUCUGAAACAAUUCACACUGGUAUGGAAGUCCUCUGGCGUCAAAAUUUUCUGUGCGAUGUUGAAUUGCUCUCUAACGAUAGGCGGCGCUUUAAGGCUCACAGAUUAGUUCUUUCGACGUGUUGCGAUUAUUUUUACGACAUAUUUGUGGAAAAUUUUUCAUCACACGAUAAUGCAGUGAUCGAGAUUGAUGACGUUUGUGGAAGUAUUCUCGAAAUAUUGUUAGAGGCAAUGUACACCGGAAGAGUCAAAAUUGAAGCGGGAAAUGUUGAUGAUAUUUUGUCGUCUGCUGCAGCUAUAGGUAUGUACUCAGUUAUUGACGCCUGCGAAAGCUUUAUGUUGGAACAUGCUUCAAAAGAUAAUUGUUUACAGUUGCUUGGGACUUCAUCAAAAUAUAACCUUAAUCGUCUGACUGAUUUGUCAAUUGAAAUUGCAGCGCAAAAUUUCAAGACGGUUUCAAAACAACGACAUGUUUUUCGUAAUUUAUCAGUUAACCAUUUGAUUUCGAUUCUGAUAAGAAACGAUCUUGAUGUUGAUAACGAAUUGAUGGCGUUCCAUCGCAUGCGGUCUUGGAUUGAAGAAGACAAAAUUAGUCGUCUGCAGCAUGCGGCUAAUCUUAUGGCAACUAUUCGUCUGCCACUACUGGAUCCGGCCGAGGUAAUCGACAAGGUAGAAUGUUUCGAUUAUCUCAUGGAGAUAGCGACAUGUCAGAAAAUGGUUAAGGAAUGCCUUCAUUACCAUCUCAUGCCAGCAAGACAGAGCCUGCUGCAGUCAGCAAGAACCGUUCCACGACAAAAUGCGGUUGUGUGUUUGGUGACAGUAGGAGGUGCCCCAAGACUGGAGACUGAGCCCGUGUCUGAUGACGUCAUGGCGUACAAACCCGAAACUAGUCAAUGGGAGCUUGUCACCAAAUUACCAGCUCCACGGCAGCACCACGCAACUGCAGUCCUUAAUGGAUUCCUGUACAUAGCGGGUGGAGAGGAGAAAAAUGGAGUUAUAGCACCGUCGAAGUCCAUGUUCAGAUUCGAUCCUCGAACCGGCAUGUGGAUGGAAACAGCACGCAUGUCCACUCCUCGACAGAGCUUUCAGCUAGGCGUCUUAAACAGCACUAUCUAUGCCGUCGGUGGUCGUAUUAGUCACGACGAUUCCCUUGCCUCGGUAGAGCGGUAUGAUCCCUGCCUUGACCGUUGGGAAGACGUUGCACAGCUUUGUUGUCCUCGUCGAUGUGCUGCCGUUGGCGUUUUACACGGAAAAUUAUAUGCUGUCGGCGGCUCGGGAAAUAAAUACAUACUAAGUCGUGUGGAACGGUAUACGCCUUCUGAAGACAAGUGGGAAGUCCUAAAGUCUCUAAACACGCCUCGUUUCUUUGGACAUCUUCUGCCAAUCAAUGGACACCUGUAUUUAGUAGGCGGGGCUGCCAUAGAUGACCGUGGAAAUCUGAUGUGUAUUGAAGAUAUUGAAAGGUUUUCGCCUGAUAUGAACCAGUGGAGUUUCAUCAUGAAGAUGCGGACACCAAGGUCUGAGUUUGGAUGUUGCGCCAUGAAAGAGAAAAUCUACAUACUUGGUGGAUAUAACUGGAAUGAGAGUAAGCGUCCGAGUGAAGUAGAAUGUUUUGACACAGAAACGCUCGCGUGGUCAACACUUCCGGAACAAAAACAACCUCUUGUCGGCGUGACUGCUGUAAUGUUGACACUGUUUGACAAACGAAGAAAUUGAAGAUUAGGACGUUUUUUUGUUUAAGUAAUGAGCUUUUAAAGAAAAUUAUAGUAGAUAUGAUACGCUUUUAUCUGAACUUUGAUAAAUGUUUAAAACUA